Molecule: messenger RNA, 1446 nt
Organism: Eimeria tenella
Lineage: Eukaryota; Apicomplexa; Conoidasida; Eucoccidiorida; Eimeriidae
Exons: 1
Coding region: 1-1446 (481 amino acids)
Source: RefSeq, a predicted model, not a curated record
AUGGAGGGGGACCUCUACGGAGAGUCUGCAGUGACGCAGACGGGGCCCUUGAACUCGUGGCUCUACUCUGCUGCUGCUGCUGCUGACGACACCAACAGCAGCAGCAGCAGCAGCAGCAGCAGCUACUCAGAUGAGACCACAGCGUACCCAAUAAACCCUCGCCACCGGAGCCCGUCUCCGGGGCCCCCCCGGCGGCACGGGAAGAGAGCAGCAGCAGCAGCAGCAGCAGGAGCAGCAGCAGCAGCAGCAGGAUCUAAAAAGGAGACCCGGCGGCCCGUGGUCAACAUGCUGCUGCCAGCUGUGGGGUUCGUGCUGCUGGUGCAGGUGCUGCUGAACACGGCUACAAACAGCCUUUUCGCGCCCAAGCAGCAGCAGCAGCAGCAGCAGCAGCAGCAGCAGCAGCAGCUCGAGUCCCCGGAUGCGCAGAAGCAGCAGCAACUGCAGCAGCUCCAGCUCGACCUUCCUGACCUGCAGCAGCAGGAACAGCAGCUGCAGCAACCGCUACGGCUCGAUCUUCCGGAUGACCAGCAGCAGCAGCAGCAGCUGCAGCAGCAGCAGCAGCUGCAGCAGCAGCAGCAGCUGCAGCAGCAGCAGCAGCAGGAAGACUCGGAACUUUUUUAUCGUUUUUUGACGCAGCAGCUACAAAAUGAUUCCUUAGAUUGGGAACGCGCAUGCAACGCAGCUUUUAAUGCCUUGUCUUUAUUUCCGGGGGGCCCCCCUGGGUCCAGCAGGGGCCCCCUGGAGGCCCCGCAGCAGCAGCAGCAGCAGCAGCAGCAGCCGUCAAAUGAGGUGCUGCUGCAGGUGCGAGCAGCAGCGGACAAAAUGAGGAAAGCAGCAAGAGGACUAAAGACGCUCAAAAGACUCUGCGAAGACAGAGCUGGCUCAGCAGCAGCAGCAGAAGCAGCAGCAGAAGCAGCAGCAGAAGCAGCAGCAGCAGAAAAAGCAGCAGAGAAAGCAGCAGCAGAGGUGGAAAGGGUGCGGGAGACGGAGCAGCAGCAGCUGCUGCUGCUGUAUCUCGACAGAAUAGCAGCAGCACAGGCCUCGCUGAUUUCCUUCGUGGAGGGCUCUUUGCCGCAGCACCUGCGCAGCAGCAGCAGCAGCAGCAGCAGCAGCAAGCGGAGGGGGUCCCUAACAACACGGGGCCCCGGUAACCUGAGCGCAGCAGCUUACAAGGCAGCAGCGCAGCAAGUGGGGGAGCUGCAGCAGCAGCUAGCAGCAGCUUUUUCCCAUUUGUUUACUCUAGAAAAUAAACUUGACCAUUAUGUGCUGCAGCUGCAGCAAAGAAGGGCCGGGGGGCCCCCCUUGGGGGGCCCCCUGGCCAAGCCAGCAGCAAGCAGGGGCCCCUUCAGGCACAGGCAUGACCACCGGCAGCAGCAGCAGCAGCAGCAGCAGCAACGGCUGCUGCAGCAGCAGCUGCAGCUGCAGCUGCCGGGCUGGCAGCCCUGA